Styela clava is the source of this 462-nucleotide messenger RNA. Lineage: Eukaryota; Metazoa; Chordata; Ascidiacea; Stolidobranchia; Styelidae. The record is from RefSeq and is a predicted model, not a curated record.
AUGUUAAUUUAUGGAAAGGGAAUAAACCAAACCGAAGGUCAGCUUUUAAAAGUUGCCGAUUUUGGACUCAGCUGUAUUCCUGGCGCAGAGACGAGCUCACAUUAUUUUUGUCCGAAGACAGUUCAAACUCUGGAAUAUCGAGCACCAGAAAUUUUUCUCGACUUACCUAUCACAAAUCAAAUAGACAUGUUCAGCGUGGGUUUGAUUUUGGCUCAACUGAUUAUUGGUGUUCCAAUUAUGCACGGUAAAAAUAAAGUUGAUCAAUUUGCAUCCUUGAUGGAAGUGCUUGGACCUCCACCAUCUUAUAUGAUCCCACCAGGAAAAGAUAUAUAUGCAAAAGCAAUCAACUACACAACUGAAAGCGGGUUGAAGAGGAAACCUAACCGCACUCCACUGGCUCUUCUGCUUCUAGGUGUCGAUGACGCUCUAUUGUUUGACUUGAUUGCAAGAUGUCUAAAGUAA